This is a messenger RNA of Seminavis robusta, 839 nucleotides long. The record is from the annotation of a GenBank genome assembly. Lineage: Eukaryota; Bacillariophyta; Bacillariophyceae; Naviculales; Naviculaceae.
GUUAAACUAGUACUGGAAACGGAGACGACCCAGGGGGCAUAUGAAUCUACUGGGAUCAAUUCCACAACUGGAUGAAAGGGAAAAGCCGAAGAAAGCGACGAGAACAACUACAUGUAACAUGCAGCAACACACCAAGACAACAACAGUUCCUUGUUAACAAAAGGAUCCAUAUAGACCCGCUCUGAACAAUCAUCAUGGGAGGAAGCGCCUCGGAAUCACUUCAGAAGUAUGCUGCUGUCUUGGGAGCAUCCGGUGUGGCGUUGGGUGCCUUGGGAUCUCAUGCACUGAAAGAUACCCUUUCCAAAGGAAAUCAUCUCGAAAGCUGGAGAACUGCCAUCGCUUAUCAAUUGUUCCAUGCCACGGCGUUGAUUGGAAUGGCGGCAUUGGCAGAAGCACGGCAGGACGAAAGCUUGAUGCGGGCAGGACAAUAUAUGGCGGUAGGAUCACUCAUGUUUUCGGGUAGCAUCUACGGAUUGUGUCUGGGUGUGGGACCAAAGAAGGUCCUCGGACCCACCACUCCCAUUGGUGGAAUGCUCAUGAUUGGAGGUUGGGUGCUGUUGGGCCUGGCUGCACCGCAAAAGGACAAGAAGUAAGAUAUCUACCUCUAUCUGGUUCCCCGUAAAGAAUAUACUUAGCCAUGCCGACCAAACCUUCAAGCAAUGGCCAAGUCAAAUUCGUUUCUCCAUUUCCACCGGGUCUCUGCAAUGUACGUAUCGACAUGACAAUCAACUGAGAAAGUGGAAUACAGCGCUCCAUGAACCUAGCAAUCAAUAACAGUACAGAAGUGUACACUUUUAGUUUCUAGCAGUAGUAAAACUAGCUAGCUACCCUUCUCGCUC